Molecule: messenger RNA, 907 nt
Organism: Marasmius oreades (fairy-ring Marasmius)
Lineage: Eukaryota; Fungi; Basidiomycota; Agaricomycetes; Agaricales; Marasmiaceae
Exons: 2
Coding region: 239-907 (222 amino acids)
Source: RefSeq, a predicted model, not a curated record
AUCAACCUCAUCCGUAUCGACCGACCUCCUCCCUGCUGUCGCCUUUACUCUCUUGACGGAGCCUCUGAUCCUCAAUUCAUAAUCAAUUGUCAGACUCAGACGACCCAACCUCAAGUUCCUGUGACUACUGUACAUCUCGCUGGUCGCGCGUCAAGUCCACGCCAACAUGCCUCUCUCUUUACCUUCCACCGCUGCUCUCUCAAACCACGCCCAGAAACCCUCGCGUCCAUCGUGAAACAUGUCACCGAGUCGCCCCCUCCCGAUACCACCUCAACACCCAGGGGAACAGGUUGACCCUCGCCCACGGACUCCCCCGCCCGUCUACCUCGUGGAUAAUCUCAGGACUCCGUCUGCACGUCCCCUACCUUUACCACCUGAGAUUCAGCCAGAAGAGAUCGCACGUGUUGUUAUGCCAGCAGAGGAGAGUCUCCCCCGUCCCAAUCCCGCAAACCCCUUCAAAUCGUACCAUCUACUUCUUCAAGAAGAUUUUCGAACGUCUCACGUCGCUAGACCCUUCAAAACUCCCAAGAGGGCCCAAUUGCUACUCAGGGGUGCCUCUCUAUCGGGAUUCUCUGGUUUACUCUACCGAUUAGAUCGGUCGAUGGAGGAGUGCUUCAAGUCGAGAGGUAACGCGAAUUGCGUUGUGGUUGAUGGAAGUCAUGGUUCUGGUGAUGUUUUCCGCUACUGCAUGGGCUUGCCACCGCGAGUCCGAAGUGGGCAAGCACGUGACAUCGCACGUUUCAGUUACGGUGUUCAUAAUUUCAGGAACACUCCUUUCCCCGGGGCCUCAAAAUGGCAGGACGCAGCAGAAGGAUUCGUUCAAGUUGGCUUCCUCCAUUUUCGCUUUCCUGUUGCCCUGGUUUGGAAAGUCUUAUUCCCCAUUCAAUGUGAGAUCCCGUGGUCUUAA